Molecule: messenger RNA, 5621 nt
Organism: Physcomitrium patens
Lineage: Eukaryota; Viridiplantae; Streptophyta; Bryopsida; Funariales; Funariaceae
Product: putative protein NAP1
Biological process (GO): cell migration; cortical actin cytoskeleton organization; cell projection assembly
Cellular component (GO): SCAR complex
Source: RefSeq, a predicted model, not a curated record
GAGUCCGGGACAACACAAACCCUCUCAACCCAAUGCACAUUUUUAGUGCAUUCGCAUGUACAUGAAUACUUGCACAAAAAAGACUGGUAUCUGAACUGAAACCGUCUCCUUGUGCCCAGGACGAGACGUCAACCCAUCCUCAGGGUGCCAACUUUGCACACACACUGGUACCAGUUGUGUACUUGUGUCUGUAUUUUUAAUUGUUUUUGCGGUGAGUACAAUGUGGGACCAGCAGAACGUUCCAAGUCUCCGUGAUAGUGGCAUAGAGGUGUGAAAGGAUGGCGUUCUUCCGGGUGGUCUUCAGCCAUCUCUAGAGGACAAUCGGUGGUCUUAACCCGUUGAAUCAGACAACACAGACACCGCAACCCCGAUUAUCUGCUUGAUGUAACAACACGCCUACUCGAACGCCAAGCUUGUGUCUAACAUCCUUCAGUCCCUUCAAACUUCCGUGACCAUUGCCCCUUUGCGCUGUGCGUCCAUUAACCCUCUCUCAUCUCCCUCCGCCAUCUUUAGGGUUGAUCAUUUCCGUGCCGUACCUUUGCUUCCUCAGGUUACCUACUCGUGCUCCCCACCUCCCCUGCAUUGCCAUGUUUGUGAUUCACUGAUCUCUCUCACCUUCGGAUACUAUGCAGCUCGGGGUUCGUAGGUUGGGAUUGUCUAUUGGGGUUGCUUUUUACUGGUAAUUUAAAGUAAUUUAAGCGUGAAUCUUACUGUGCUUCGGUUCGUCGAAGUGAAGACUAUCCGAGGGCCUGAAGGCUGCAUUGUCUUGUCUGGUUCUUGAAGGUAUUUAGCGCAGCAGAGCGCACAGCUGUUUUAUGAUAGCAGAUUUGAAAGAGCGACGCUGAUCGCGUAUUAGAUCUUGUGGUUCUAGAGCUUUUUUUAGUGGUACUGUCGCGCCUGUACAGAAUCUUGGUAGUUUUGCAGCGUCCUUAGCUGCUGAUCCAGCUACAAACUUCGUAGCAAGUCAGUCUUUCCCAAUGCCAUUACUUCGCCAGUCCAUUCUUGGGUAACAAUUCUUCAACUCGGCGUCUUCGAUCAGCUCUAUUGGACUAAGUGGGACAGUAACACUUAUGGAACAAGUAACGAGGGCCUUGCGACCGUAGAGGAAUUCAUGCAAUUUGAGUGUAAACAGCUGCAUAAUGGAGGAUUUACAAGCCAGCCAGCAGUUUCUGGCCAAGUUACGAUUGAAACGCAACAAUGACGCUUCUCCUAUUAGACGAGGUCCAACGGAGGAAGCGUGGAAUGCAGACGACACUGGUACUCGAAGCACAGAUUCUCCUAUGUGGAGACGCGUCUCGAUGACUUCUAACCGCUCUCAGCCAAACGGGAAGAAUGUGCAGAAGACUCGGCAGAUCGAGUGGGUCAUUCACUUACAGAACGUGGCACAGGGACUUAUGACGAAGCUACAUAAAUUGCACCAAAUUUUGGGGCCACCAGAACCUGGCUCUAAUAUGCAGUAUCCUGAAUCAUUCUGGAAGACUGGAAUUAUUCCAGAUAUGCCAAAGCUCUGCCAACAUGUCGCACGCAAGUUUCCGGAGCACCCUGCAAAAAUUCAGCUCGACAAGGUUGACAAAGCUGGAGUCGACUUACUACAUGAGCACGCUGGAAGAUAUGUGGCAACACUUGAGCCGUGGAUUAUGGUUCUUGAGGACCUUAUGACAUUUCGUGAACAAUCACUCCGUGUAAUACUCGACCUGAGCAGUACAGUUGUCACCUUGAUGCCGAAUCAAAAUCCUCUUCUUCUGCAAGUGUUCAUGGACCUCUUCUGUUGUUUUGUCCGAGUUAAUCUCCUAGCUGACAAGGUACCAAGGAAGAUGCUUCUACAGAUGCACAAUCUGGUACAUACGAUAAUGAAAAGCGGAAGAGAUUACGGGGCUUACCAUCGCAUGGUGCAGUUCGUAGAAGCAUACGAUCCUCCUCUUAAAGGGCUCCACGAUGAUUUGAACUUUGUGAGUCCCCGGAUAGGUGAGAUAUUGGAUGCUGUAGGCCCAACAGUGUUGCUUGGAUCAGAUUUUCAAAGGCUGCGCAGUGAAGGUUACCUCAGUCCAUUUCAUCCUCGCUAUCCUGAAAAGCUUACUAAUUCGGCACAUCCCGCUAGAGCUCAAGAUCUCGUAAAUAUUGAAGCCUAUCGAGAAUGGGCACUUAUUGGGUAUCUAGUUUGCCCCACAGAACUUCUUCGGCCUGGAGCAGUGGAUAUCGCUUUAGUAUUGCUCAAGGAAUCCUUACUUCUGCCUCUUUUCCGAGAUGAGUAUGUUCUGUUGCAUGAGGAGUAUCAGCAAUAUGUGCUGCCCAGGAUAGCUGAGUCCAAAAAGCUUGCUAAGGCAGGGCGUGCUAAGGGUGGUGAUGCUGACGUUGAAUACAAUCUAGCUAAACAGGUCGAGAAGCAAAUCUGCGACGCCCAAGAUACUGCUAUCAACAAUGCAGAUGUAGCACACAGAGAGCACCGGCUUCUUUUGAAGCAGGAGCUCGGCCGAAUGCUUUUGUUUUUUACGGACCAACCCACCCUCCUCGCACCCAAUUUGCAGAUGGUGUUUGCUGCUAUGGCAAUGGUUCGUGCAGAAAUUCUAUGGUUCUUCAGACACGUUGGAGUCACGGUGGGAAAAUCGAAGGGUGCACGAGUGAUGCCCAUAGAGAUGGACAUUACAGAUCCUACAAUUGGGUUCUUGCUGGAUGGCAUGGAUCGUCUCAUCGGUCUUAUUCGCAAGCAUACUCCAGCUUGCAAAGCAUUUGCAAUGGGCUACUUGUCAGCUGCCGUGCAGAGAAUGCAAGUUCUUUUGGUUGGGCCAGGAAUGGUGGCUCUUGAUAUAGAUCCUGAGUUGCGUGAGCUGUUUAAUUCUGCCCUGGAAACUCUGGACCAACUUCGUAAGCUCCAAAAUGACAAAGUUGUUUCCACUUCGCUUGAUCUCUCAACGUUUCGCAGGGACUGGCUGCGUCUGAUAAUGCUGGUGUCUUCCUCAAGAUCUCCAAUAAAUAUUCGGCACCUGGACAAAGCUACUUUAUCUGCAGGCAAUGAUAGCAUUGUUUCUGAAGGGAACCUUGCAUACAUGUGGUCAAGGACUGUGGACGAAAUGGAUAAGCAGAUUUUGCAACAUGCGUCCCUCAAAGUGCUGUAUUUCUACCGACUUGAUGUCACAGCGGUUUUUCGACAUACAAUGUUCGGACCUGAAGGUCGACCUCAGCACUGUUGUGCCUGGCUUGCCCUGGCGUGUACAUUUCCAGAUAAUGCCCACCCAAAUGUUCCUGAUGAGCUGCCAAAAUUUGCCCGCGACGCAGUGUCCUAUGCAGAGUCCAUUCUUGAUUCAGUUAUGGGUGGCUUAGAGGGUUUAAUCAACAUCUUAGAUUCAGAAGGAGGUUAUGGCUCUCUUGACAAUAAGCUUCUUUUGGAACAAGCUGCCUUGCGUCUCAACCAACUAUCUAGAGCUGGCCUCAGCGGUGUCAAGUCUGCUAAUGGGACGAUGAAUUAUCCUUUGCCCGGUUGUGAGAGUGAGCCAGCUCACAGAGAUUCUAUUAAAAUGUUGGAAGCAGCCGUUCAGAGACUCAUCAGUCUUUGUUCAGUACUGAACGAGAUGGAACCCCUGCGGGUUCUUAAUCACAUGUUUGUACCGCGAGAGUACCUAAGAGACCGAGUUAUGAAAAAUUUCCGCACGCGGCUAACAAGUAUUAUCAUGGUGGAUGGUGAACUUCAACGGCCAACUGUAGUGGAGGCACGGUUGCAGCGGCAUAUGAGCAUAGUGCAUCUCGUGGAACAGCAUGUGCAAUUGGAUUUGACACGUGGUAUCAGAGAAAUUCUCUUAACUGAGUCUUUUGCACGGCCCAUGCGAGAUCUGCACCCCGACGAUCGUGAAGUUGGCGCUGGUGGUGACGCUGUAUGUACAAUCACGGAUUGGACAAUCGAGAAUCUGUUACGUGAUGCGAAAGCCUCUGGAGUUAUAUUUUCUCCUUUGGAUAAGUGUUUCAAGAGCACUAGGCCUAUUGGGAGGGUUGCUGCAGAUUCAGUGGGAGAUUUGGUAGAACUCAAGGCGUUUGUGCGCAUCUUUGGUCCAUACGGCGUCGAUAAGCUAUGUGAUAACUUGUUGCGGCAGCUGACAGUUCUUGUAGAUACCUUCGAUACUUUUUUGCGUUCCAACAAGGAGAUUCUAGAAUCUUUAGCUGGUAACUGGCAUAGUAAAAAUCAUCGUGAGAGUAUGCUAAACCAAUUAGUUGAGUUGGAAAGUCUUAUGGCAAAUGCUAUACGGCUAGGCCACAUGCUUAGCAUGCGAGCUCUUCUAGCUGAGGCAACUGCUCAAGUCUUAAGGACCAAUACUCCACUACUCUUUUCUCUCUUGACAGACUUUUGCAAGCACGCUCCUGCAACCAUUCCUGAGAGACCCAAUCUAUCGAGACUAAAAAAUGUGGCCAGCCGUGUGGGUGCCAUUGAACUUGAAGAGGGUGACGCUGUGAUGAUUCAUAGCAUUUUGACCAAUAGUCGAGGAGCUGGUGAUUCAUCAUGGGGACUUCUGCCAUUUCUCUUCGUUGCGUGCAUGAACGCAAAUGUUUGGAACUCCACCACCUUCAACGUCCUUACUGGCGGUUUUACAUCAAAUGUUCAUUGUCUGUCCAGAUGCAUGAAUGCUGUGAUGAUUGCCAACGAGUGGGUGCGUUCAGAGCGAAAAGAUCCAGGAAGUAGAAGUGUGCGUGAAGAUGGUUCUCCACUUCAACCUGUAGAAACUCGAGCAGAGGUUGAUACAGAUGUCAAGGCUUCCAUGAAGACUUUCUUACAGUGUGCAGUUGCCACAGUGCUUGAAGCAUGGGAUGACUCGCACAGGAGUCCCCUGGUUGCAAAAUUGAUCUUUCUGGAUCAGCUUUGUGAACUAACAGCGUAUUUACCUCGAAGUACGCUGGAAAGCUACGUACCCCAUACAAUCAUGCGGUCAAUCUACCAGAUGUACUACGAAAGCUCAGUGCCGAGUCUUGUGCACGUCCAUCCUUCCUCACGUCAGUAUACAGGCUCAGCUCUAGGCAACGGUGGCCCUAUGAAGAGCGAGCAAGCUGGGGAGUUAACAGAGCCGUAUCAUCCCCCGCAGCAAACCUCUAGAGGCUCCAUCUUCUCGGGCCCUAUUAAGUUUACUGGACAACACAAGCGGCCCGAGGUUGAGCCCUCUGGUGAGCUGGGAAAUGAUGGCAAGCCUCGCAGGAAAGCCAAUCGCUUCUCAGGUCCCCUGGAUUACAGUCGGAAGGUGUCGUUUGCUGAAGGCCGAGUUAACCCUCAGGAACCAAAGUCUCCAUCUAGUAAGAGCCCACUUGGUAGGUUCAGGUCAGGACCUCUGUCAUAUGUAUAACACGAUGGUCUAGAUGCUGGAGUAGAAACUUAAAUUUGUGAUUUCUAGAGUUGACCACAAUUGGGGUUGCAACAGUAGGAUUGGAUUGGCAGUUGAUGUCCACAGGGGCAAGCAUGGACUUUGUAAAUUAGAAGGAUUACUUGAAGCUUUUGGAUGAGUUUCAGUGUAGACAGUAACGUAUGGGUGAUGGAUUAUGAAGAGUAUUCCUGAAGCUAUCAUGUAAUAGGACUACGUAAUGACUGAAGUUACUUGUAAUAACACUAUUGUCGUAACUGCGGACUCUAUAUAUACGCUUAAUUUCGA